ACCGCAGACCCGCGACCCGGAGCAGCUCGGAGGCGGUGAAUAAUAGCUCUUCAAGUCUGCAAUAAAUAAUGGCCUCCAAUAAAAAUACAUUGCAAAAAAUAGGAAAGAAAAAGAAUGGAAAGAGUAAAAAAGUUCAAGAGGCAGAGCCUGAAGAAUUUGUGGUGGAAAAAGUACUAGAUCGACGUGUAGUAAAUGGGAAAGUGGAGUAUUUCCUGAAGUGGAAGGGAUUUACAGAUGCUGACAAUACUUGGGAACCUGAAGAAAAUUUAGAUUGUCCAGAGUUGAUUGAAGCAUUUCUUAAUUCUCAAAAAGCUGGCAAAGAAAAAGAUGGUACAAAAAGAAAAUCAUUAUCUGACAGUGAAUCUGAUGACAGCAAAUCAAAGAAGAAAAGAGAUGCUGCUGACAAACCAAGAAGAUUCGCCAGAGGUCUUGAUCCUGAAAGAAUAAUUGGUGCCACAGACAGCAGUGGAGAAUUGAUGUUUCUCAUGAAAUGGAAAGAUUCAGAUGAGGCAGACUUGGUGCUGGCGAAAGAGGCAAAUAUGAAGUGUCCUCAAAUUGUAAUUGCUUUUUAUGAAGAAAGACUAACUUGGCAUUCUUGUCCAGAAGAUGAAGCUCAAUAAUUGUUCACUUUUUUAUAUAUAUACGUAUAUAUAUUUGUAUAUAUAUAUGUGUAUAUAUAUAUAAUUUGGGUCUUGUUUUUGGUUUACUAGUGUGACGAAAUAACUACAUCCAAUGAAAAUCAAGUUUGAUAUGUUCGUUUUGAAAGUAGUGUUGGAAGAGUUGUUGGGGGUUUUUUGCAUCCAUAGCACUGGUUACUUUGAACCAAUCAAUAAAAGCUUUCUGUAAUUGCUUCCUUGAUCAGAAAAGAA
Saimiri boliviensis boliviensis (Bolivian squirrel monkey) is the source of this 869-nucleotide messenger RNA. Lineage: Eukaryota; Metazoa; Chordata; Mammalia; Primates; Cebidae. The record is from RefSeq and is a predicted model, not a curated record.